AUGUCUCGACCACAUGGGGAAGAUGCUCAUCCGGAGGAGCUGGCGCAAAACAUGCCGCCACGCCGCAAUUCCUCCGGAUUAGCCCCUUGGGGUCUUCGUGCUUUAGCUCCCUCGUUCAUACCUCAGUCGCAGCACCAUGUGGCUCAUCCGCCUGGUCUGGCCCCUUCUCGACUUUCGUCUACAUCAAUGAACUUCGAAUGCGUUGUGCAACCUCAGGCUCAUGCGCCUGAGCCUUCUCAUGGCCAUCAGUAUGUCAAUACCCAGCCAAUCGGCCCCAAAACCCAGCAGACCAGGACUGCUCAAGCUCAUACUUUACCCAUCAGAGCUCCUCAGGUCACAGCUCCCAAGGUUGAGCUUCCCCAAAUUGAUACUCGUGCACUUGGCCCUAACGCAAUGGUCCCCGGCCUAUGGACGCCUGACCCGUUGAGCCCUGACUCACUGGCACCAUCACCACCACCGGCAGAAUCUACUCAUGAUCUGCGUCCCCCUCUCCCUUUUGGCCGCCUUCCAUCUACCGUCGAAGAGAUAGGACGGUCUUUCCUGACCACGACUACAAUCGAUCCCCACAAUGUCUACAAAACCGCGACGCGCCCUUGCCAAAUUGCUCAUAGACAAUACACGAACUGGACUCGGGUUGCCUACAGCGCUCGGAUAUUGCCGGAGACAUUCUUGACUAGGUGGCAUCAAGCUCUCGGAGAGGUGCGUUUGGUAUUUGGAUAUUCAGCUCUCCCGAACAUCAUCGUCUUCAACCAAUUCCUCUCCGCCGUCUCCGCCAACCCUGAAGCUCGCGAUUGGGUAGCUUCCCUUCAUGUUCCCAUGGACAGACCGUUGGCAGACUCUGUUAUGGAAGAGACAUACAGGGAUUUUCUUAAAUGCAAGGCUCGUCGACUCGGCCACCCUCCGUCGAUAUGGAAUCCUCAACCUGCGGAGACCAAGGCACCAACCGCUGAGGGAGGACUCAAGUAUUACUGCCCACUUCACCACAUUUUGACCGAGCGUUCUAUGGAGGAUUGUCCGCUCCUUCCACGAAACGCCAGCGCAAAGCAGGCUGAAAAUAUGGGUGGAAGCAAGAAGGGUGGAAGUCAGAAGGACAGGAAGAAGAGAUGA
Molecule: messenger RNA, 1107 nt
Organism: Penicillium bovifimosum
Lineage: Eukaryota; Fungi; Ascomycota; Eurotiomycetes; Eurotiales; Aspergillaceae
Exons: 2
Coding region: 1-1107 (368 amino acids)
Source: RefSeq, a predicted model, not a curated record